Molecule: messenger RNA, 419 nt
Organism: Artibeus jamaicensis (Jamaican fruit-eating bat)
Lineage: Eukaryota; Metazoa; Chordata; Mammalia; Chiroptera; Phyllostomidae
Gene: SPMIP11
Product: testis expressed 49
Exons: 4
Coding region: 1-324 (107 amino acids)
Source: RefSeq, a predicted model, not a curated record
AUGGAUGACCAGAAGGAACGGGUGCCCACGACGCUUCCCCCAAUUAACUCAGAAGAUGGGAAUUACUCUGUGCACAAGAAUAGCCACACAAGGUACCACAGAGCUGUACAGAAGGUGUUGUUAAAGACAUUCCCCAAUCAAGUCUUCAGAGUACCCUUGACUGAUGCUCAGAACUUCAGCUUCUGGAGGUCACAUGAUCCAGGAGAGCGCCCAGAAGACACCAUGCCCUGGAUCCGGGGCCCUCACCACUGCCUCAUUAAAAGCCCGAUGACCAGGUUUAUGGAGUACUCGGUCCUCAAUGACAGACUCUUCAGUCUGUACUGAGCAGGAUAUGUUUGCAGAAGGACAUGAUGGACUGUGACAGGAGGACAAAGAGGGGAAAGAGGAAGAAAGUGUCCUGGUUCUGAUGGCUGACCAGU